AUGGCACGAACAAAACAAACAGCAAGAAAAUCAACUGCAGGUAAAGCCCCAAGAAAGCAAUUAGCUUCAAAGGCAGCAAGGAAAUCAGCUCCAAUUUCAGCAGGUAUUAAAAAACCACACAGAUACAGACCAGGAACUGUUGCAUUAAGAGAAAUUAGAAGAUAUCAAAAAUCCACUGAUUUAUUAAUCAGAAAAUUACCAUUCCAAAGAUUAGUAAGAGAAAUUGCUCAAGAUUACAAAACUGAUUUAAGAUUUCAAUCAUCAGCAGUUAUGGCACUUCAAGAAGCUGCAGAAGCAUACUUAGUUGGUCUUUUUGAAGAUACUAACUUAUGUGCUAUUCAUGCAAAGAGAGUUACCAUUAUGCCAAAAGAUAUCCAAUUAGCCAGACGUAUUCGUGGAGAAAGAUCUUAA
Molecule: messenger RNA, 411 nt
Organism: Plasmodium berghei ANKA
Lineage: Eukaryota; Apicomplexa; Aconoidasida; Haemosporida; Plasmodiidae
Product: histone H3, putative
Exons: 1
Coding region: 1-411 (136 amino acids)
Cellular component (GO): nucleosome
Molecular function (GO): DNA binding; structural constituent of chromatin; protein heterodimerization activity
Source: RefSeq, a predicted model, not a curated record